AUGAGUGAUUUAGUUCCAGCAACCGUGAAGGUAAAAGGAGGAGGAGCUUCUUCCUCGAUACAAUGUCCCAUGCUUACAUCAACUAACUAUACUGUUUGGGCCAUGAGGAUGAGAAUUGCUCUUAAGGUUUAUAAAGUCUGGGAAGCAAUAGAAGAAGAAGCAACAACCGGCGAGAAGAAUGAUAUGGCAGUAGCGCUAUUAUUCCAAUUGAUACCAGAAGCACUUGUGUUACAAGUAGGAGAGCUUGAGACAGCUAAACAAGUUUGGGAAGCCAUUAAAACCAGGCACAUAGGGGCUGAGCGAGUUAAGGAAGCGAGACUUCAGACUCUGAUGAAUGACUUCGAUUGGUUAAAGAUGAAAGAUACCGAAAGCUUCGACGAUUUUGGUGGUAAACUAUCGGAGCUUGCGUCAAAGUCGCCUUCUCUUGGAGUUCACAUUGAAGAAGUGAAACUUGUGAAGAAAUUCCUUUCAAGUCUCCCGCGUAAGAAGUUUAUUCACAUAGUAGCCUCGCUUGAACAAGUGUUGGAUCUCAACACAACAAGCUUUGAGGACAUCAUGGGACGUUUAAAAGCAUAUGAAGAGCGCAUCAAGGAUGACGAAGAAGUAGAGGAUGAUCAACCGAAGCUGAUGUACACGCCUACUGAUGGACAACUUAAUCAAAACCGGCCUUCUCAAGACCAACAAAGUCGAUCGAGUCAAGAACAAGGCUACAACCGAGACUAUUACGGAAACCCGUAUAGAGGUAGAGGCAGAGGAGGUCGUUACGGAAGUUACAGAGGCCGAGGCAGAGGAUGCUCAUACGAAGGACAAGAUGCGUCAAGAGUCACCUGUUACGAUUACAAUACAUCCUACAACCAAUCCAUGUUAUUCAGUGCUCAGAAUCAAAAGAGCGACGCUUUCUGA
Messenger RNA from Brassica rapa (field mustard), 903 nucleotides. RefSeq lists its product as uncharacterized. NCBI's taxonomy places the organism in Eukaryota, Viridiplantae, Streptophyta, Magnoliopsida, Brassicales, Brassicaceae. The record is from RefSeq and is a predicted model, not a curated record.